AUGCCGAGGCCAGAGCUUUGGCCCAACGAUCCAAGCCGUGCUGCAGUAUCUGGUUUGGAUGGCCCCAAGGCUGAUGACCCAAGCCUCCACCUGGCAGCAAAGAGCAAGAGGCCUGUGAGGGUGAUCAGCUUCCUGGGCGGGCCUCCCAGUCUCGGGCAAGGCAGCCUGAUGGAUUACUUGGCAAAGACCAAAAUGCUCCGAAGCACAAGACCGGAGCGAAACAAACCCACAUCGCCAACAAGUGCAGAAAUGGAAAUGGGGUUUGCGGUGGGCGUGGACGAUGUUGCAGAGACAGCUCAAGAGCCGGGCAUGAAGAAAGCUACUUCCUUGGCUUCUGCAUUCUACGAGGAGGCAUCCCUGGUGGCGACGUCCCUGGGUGUCAGUAUCGACGUGUUUGUGAUCUCCAAAGCACCUGUUGGGCUCGAUGUGUUGUCAACAAUUGCCAACAACACAGGUGGAGGUGUGUGGUUGUACCCAAGUGUGCAGGAUGCGAUGCUGACUCAGGACCUAUAUCGCCACCUGUCCUCCCCCCAUGCGCAGAACUGCCUUCUCAAAGUGAGAACUUCCCCUGAGUUUCGGGUUGCCAGGCUCUACGGCCGCGUCUUCAAGGACCCCAUGUACGAUGACGUGUACCAUAUGAUGAGCUGCGACGCCUUUGAUGUGGUGACCGUGGAUUUCGAGUUCGUUCAUAAAGAGGGCUUUGGCAACCCGCCAGCGGCAGUGCCCACAGUGCAGGUAGCCUUUCAAUAUACAACUGUGACAGCCGAUGGCCAGGAGCCCAAACUGCAGAGGAGAAUGAGGAUCUGUACCAUACAGGCGCAGGUUGCCCGAAAUCCGGUUGAGAUCUUCAACAGUGCAAAUGCAGAGUCCAUCAUCUGCAUGUUGUUGCACAAAGUGCUGGCAGCCACUGAGAAGGAGGGCAAGCAGCAGGCUGCCCUGCUGCUGCAAGAUUGGUUGGUCAUCCUGGCUGCAAGCUACGACAAGCUGACGCAUCGCCAUGGCGAGGGGCAGCUGCAUGAGCAGGGCCAGCCUUUCGUGCCGUUCGAGGACUGCGAGGCCCUGCAAGCUGUGCCCCGACUGGUGUACGGGCUGCUUCGCAGCCCCCUGAUGCUGGGCGGCCAAGUGGGCCCUCUGGCGCACCCCGAUUUGCCGACCUUCCUCCGGCACCAGUGGACGAGCCUGCCCCCUUCGCACCUCCACCGCGCCAUGUACCCUCAGCUAUCGUCUUACUCUUCCGCCAGUGCGCAGACCCUCCCCAGCCACUCGCUGAGUGUCGCCGCCGUCGCCGGCACAGAAGCGCCCAUCUUCCUCUUGGAUGCGCUCACGACGGUGCUCGUCUACUACAAGCGCUCCUGCCCGCCCGACCUGCCAUUCCCACCCCCUCCCAACAGCCUCCUGAGGACCACAGUGAACGAGCUGCGGCAGAACCGGCGCAUGGCGCCAAAGUACAAGGCCGUCCGCCAGGGCGAGGACGACGCGCAGCUGUUCGAGGGCCGCCUGAUCGACGAACCGCUGGAAGCGGGUAAGAAACUUGAGGGCGAGGCAGCUGCGGCUUUCACGGGAUAUUUCCAUUUCUUGGAGUGGCUGAGAGGGGCGGCUGCUACGCUGGGCAGUCAGGAAGCUGAUUAG
Molecule: messenger RNA, 1629 nt
Organism: Ostreobium quekettii
Lineage: Eukaryota; Viridiplantae; Chlorophyta; Ulvophyceae; Bryopsidales; Ostreobiaceae
Source: the annotation of a GenBank genome assembly